CGGCUCUCCCCACGUUUGUAGUUGUUGGAUUUAUCCUUUUAAUGAACCCUUUGCUUCCUCGUCUCGUGCUACAUUCUUACACGUAGACCAGGGAGUCUUAAGUCUGGCCUUUGAAUACCUCUCAUAUUUCUAUCCGGCCGUCCUCCCUUCUUUCCGGUCUCUUCUUACUUAACCCGUCUCUCCACUCGUCAACCUGCAGCCCACCACGUUACCUUCCCAUCUCACAACCUCUUGAACUCGGACUCCUUCCUUACCGCCGCCCUCGAGCCUCCCAUGAUGCCUGCGCUCGUAGGGGCGUCUAUGCCCAACAUGCCUUUCCAGGGCUACUCGCUAGACGCUACUUACGAUGAAUUCCCCCAGCAACUCGCCCUGUGCGACUCGGCGCGGAGGAUAUCUCGCGGCUCGACGGGACAGCGAACGCCGGGUGCUAUGCGUGUCGUGAAGCCAAGCAGUGCCAGUAACAGCCCGCAGGCCGUGGCGGCACGGCGGAGGACCAUGUUGAACGACGGCGGUCUCGCCCGGAGGCGACAACAAGUCUUCGACCAAGCUAUCCUACAGCAGAUUCAGGACUGCGCGUCCUAUUCGACCCCGGAGGAACCUGUAAAGAGGAGCCACCGCCCGGUGAGCUGGCAUCCGACCUCGCACUUCCAACAGCCGCAUAUGCAUAUACCUAUGCCGCAGCCGGAUUUCUCACACUACGUCGUGCCUGCCCCUACAGCAUUCCACCAAGCAGACAUUUACGCCGGGUACCAGAAUCUGCCCCCGACGCCCGCAGUCUAUUCGGGGCAGGCCUCGCCUAUCUCCAGCGUGUCACCGCUGUGCCUACCAUUCUCUGCCGUUUCUCACCCACCACAUGGCGCGCCGGCGUAUGUAUCGCAGGAUGCGUGGAAUCCCGCACCGCAGUUUGUCCUCAACCCUUACGCGCCGGGUGGAAGCCCCGAGGAGACGGAGCCCUUCCCGUCGUUCACGAGCCAAGCGUCGUUUGAAUGGGACGGUCUCGCCACCCCCGGCUUUACCACUUGCACGGCACCCCCAACACCGGACGAGUACCAACCGGUCCAACAACCAACAGUUACUCCGGAAGAAUCCAUACCGUACCAACCACUAGAGGAGCCCGAGGAGGAGGAUGAGGAGGGGGAAAUAUUAGUAGGCAUGGGUCUCUACGAUCCGCCAAACAAGGACGAAACCGACCCAGAGCUAGACAGCUACCGAACGACAACUUUGCAAUUACUAGGGACAACCUACAGGGGAGGGGGGAGGGGCUGGAAAUUGGAGGAAGCAUGGGAACCGCCCGCUACUGAUGACGAGGACGACGCCGAAGACGACGGCGAGGAGGACGACAAUGACGAGGAGGAUCUGCCAGAGAAGAAGGACAGGACUACGUAGUCAACCCCGGCCCAACCAGAGCAAUCGCGAUUUCGGUGGCAAUACGAUAGCCGCCCUCGUCUCUCCUCGUCUCUCUCUCUCUUUAACACACCUAGAGAGCGCACAGAGGAGGGCGUAUGACGGGAGCCCCAGAAGACUACCUGUACCUCGGGAGAGGAGUGCGUAUUGUAAAUAGCUUA
Molecule: messenger RNA, 1565 nt
Organism: Durotheca rogersii
Lineage: Eukaryota; Fungi; Ascomycota; Sordariomycetes; Xylariales; Xylariaceae
Exons: 1
Coding region: 274-1386 (370 amino acids)
Source: RefSeq, a predicted model, not a curated record